AGAAGAAGUAGAAGUAAACAACAGACUCAAGCAUGGCUAAACCACAAGUAGUUUGCCCAAGAGGAAGGGGGAAGAAAACGCUGUAAACCUGCCAAUCAUAUAAAAAAGGAUUGCUUUUUUUUUUUUUUUUUUUUAAUGGCGGUUCUGUUAAGUUUGUUCUUGUUGUUACUGUUUUCAUUCGACCAUGGUAAGUUUGAUGUUGAUCACAGUGUGUUAGUGAAUGAGGGAGAUUCAGUCACACUACAGACUGAUACUCACACAAACCAACAAGAAGAGAUUAAAUGGUAUUUUAAUGACAUUCGAAUAGCUGAAAUCAGUGGAGAUCUCAGUGACAUCUGUACAGAUGUUCAGUGUAAUGAAGGUACUGAGAGAUUCAGAGACAGACUGACGCUGGAUCAUCAGACUGGAUCUCUGACCAUCACGAACACCAGAACCACAGACUCUGGACUCUACGAGCUAAAACUCAUCAACAACUUCAUCAGAGAAAAGAUCUUCAAUGUUACUGUCCGUGAACCAGAUAAAAAGUCAGUGAAUGAGGGAGAAUCUCUCACUUUAGAUCCUGAUGAAAUAAGAAACCCAAAUGAUGUGAUGGCGUGGUUUUUUAAUGAUAUUCUCAUCGCUGAAAUCACUGGAGAUCAGAGUAAGAUCUGUGAAGAUGAUCAAUGUGAAGAGAGAUUCAGAGACAGACUGAAGCUGGAUCAUCAGACUGGAUCUCUGACCAUCAUGAACACCAGAAACACAGACUCUGGAGAAUAUAAUCUAAAGAUCAGCAGCAGAAGCCUUCGUCGCAUCAACAGUGGCGUGAUUAAGAACCGCUUCAGAGUUACUGUCAAUUCAGGUCUGUCUUCAGAUGAUUCAGGUCUGUCUUUGGGUGAUUCAGGUCUGUCUUCAGGUGUUGUAGCAGGAAUAAGUGUUGCUGCUAUUGUUGUUCUGCUGCUCAUUGCAGCAGCUUUUGCUGUGAUUUUCUAUUGCAAACGUCAAGAAAGAAGAGAAAACAGCAGGACGCAGCAGAGUGAUCAGGUGGAUCAAGAUGAUCCGUCCUUAAUCAGAAUGAUGCCUAGUAUUUCUGAGGAGGAAGAUGAGGACCUGUGUGUUGUUACGUGGAGAGAGACACAUCCUUUUAUUGUUGUUAUUAGUUUUAUUGAUUUUCUCACAUGUUAGUAUUAUUGUUAGUAUUAUUAUAGUGUUACUGUUAGUAUUAAACAUUUGGAUUGGCCUAUUGUAAAUAUAGUUUUUUUUUUUGUGUGUUUUUUUUUUUUUUUUUUUUCAUUUUUUUGCAUUGGAUGUUUUAUUCUUUUCCUUCUUUUCCAGACUAUUGGAAAGAAAGCCUGAAAAGAAAGCCUUGCCUUAAAUAAUUUGCAGUUGAGGGUCCUGUGCUUCUGUUUUUAAACUGUUAUCAGGAAUACUUUUUGCCUUAAAAGCUAAUAAUAAAUCAUUUGUAAAGAA
This is a messenger RNA of Megalobrama amblycephala (Wuchang bream), 1446 nucleotides long. RefSeq lists its product as uncharacterized. NCBI's taxonomy places the organism in Eukaryota, Metazoa, Chordata, Actinopteri, Cypriniformes, Xenocyprididae. The record is from RefSeq and is a predicted model, not a curated record. The transcript is spliced from 7 exons. Bases 136 to 1161 code for a protein of 341 amino acids.